CGCCCUCGCUCCCCGCCUCCCUUGCUAUAGCCCCCGGUUCCUUAGAAACCAGGCGGCGCGUUCUGGUAGCAGAGCGCUAGACACCGCGGCGGGUGAAUUCCUGCCCGCCUCCUUCACUGGGGUUGGCGUCCGCUGAGACCGUCCGGACCCAAGGUCUCCUGUGCGGAGCGGGGCGGGCAAUGCCAGCGUGCCAGGUGAGCGGCGGCCUGCGGUAGCCGGAGCCAUGUUUGACCAGGACUGUGGGACGGUCAUGUUCAUGUUGGAGGCUCUCAUGAGGAGAUGAGUUGGUGAACAGAGAAGCCGGCAUGAAGAUGCUCCCAGGAGUGGGCGUGUUUGGGACUGGCAGCUCCGCCCGGGUUCUGGUCCCCCUGCUAAGGGCAGAAGGGUUCACCGUGGAGGCCCUGUGGGGCAAGACUGAGGAAGAGGCGAAACAGCUUGCCGAGGAGAUGAACAUCGCCUUCUACACCAGCCGGACCGAUGAAGUCUUGCUGCAUCAGGACGUGGAUCUGGUGUGCAUCAAUAUCCCCCCUCCACUCACCCGGCAAAUAUCUGUGAAGGCUCUAGGUAUUGGGAAGAAUGUGGUUUGUGAGAAGGCUGCAACCUCGGUGGAUGCCUUCCGGAUGGUGACAGCCUCGCGCUACUACCCACAGCUGAUGAGCCUGGUAGGGAACGUGUUGCGCUUCCUGCCUGCCUUCGUGCGCAUGAAGCAGCUGAUCGCCGAGCACUACGUGGGUGCAGUGAUGAUUUGCGACGCCCGCAUCUACUCAGGCAGCCUGCUCAGCCCCAACUAUGGCUGGAUCUGUGACGAGCUUAUGGGCGGUGGGGGCCUGCACACCAUGGGCACCUACAUUGUGGACCUGCUGACCCACCUGACCGGCCGGAGAGCAGAGAAGGUCCAUGGGCUCCUCAAGACCUUUGUGAGGCAGAAUGCAGCCAUUCGUGGUAUCCGGCACGUCACCAGCGAUGACUUCUGUUUCUUCCAGAUGCUCAUGGGCGGGGGGGUGUGCAGCACGGUAACGCUCAACUUCAACAUGCCGGGUGCUUUUGUGCACGAGGUCAUGGUAGUAGGCUCUGCAGGCCGCCUUGUUGCCCGGGGAGCUGACCUCUAUGGGCAGAAGAACUCUGCCCCGCAGGAGGAGCUGCUCCUGAGGGAUUCGUUGGCUGUGGACGCAGGGCUGCCUGAGCAGGGGCCCCAGGAUGUCCCGCUGCUCUACCUGAAGGGCAUGGUCUACAUGGUGCAGGCCCUGCGCCAGUCCUUCCAGGGGCAGGGCGACCGCCGCACAUGGGACCACACCCCUCUCUCCAUGGCUGCCUCAUUUGAGGAUGGGCUGUAUAUGCAGAGUGUGGUGGACGCCAUCAAAAGGUCCAGCCGAUCCGGGGAGUGGGAAGCUGUGGAGGUGCUGACGGAGGAACCUGAUGCCAACCAGAACCUAUGUGAGGCUCUCCAGCGGAAUAACCUGUGAAUGUGCUCGUGGGCUCCCUGCCGUGGGGCAGAGUGGCCAGGGAGGGACCAGGAGCGAGGUGGGAGGUCUUGGCUAGAGCAUUGACAGUGUCUCUUAUUUAACAAAUCAGCUUGGGCUUCACCUUGACCCUUCUAGGGGGAGCCCUAGGUGGAGCCCAAGGUGGCCCCAGUAAAACGCCCCCUCCGUCCUCGCCCCCUCCUCAGACUUGCAGGGCAGUAAUGUUCCUGUUGCCGUGGCCGAGUGGCCUAGCACAAGGAGUGAGAGGUGGAGCUGCCACCAGGUCUCUGGGGGCCAGCAGAGCUUGGCUAGGGGGCUUCUUCAGCCUGUUUGUGGUCCUGGCUGGAUGAGAGCACAGUGAGGAGCCAGUUUGGCUGAUUGCUGAGGCCGGAGGAGAGACGAGAAGCCUUGUUUCCAUGCCCCACUUGGGCCCAGGGCGUCUCAGGGCCCAAGACAAGAUGACAAGUUACCGAGCCUCAGGGAGCUGUACCUGCCCUCCCUCUCGAGUGACCAAGCCCUUCCAGCUUUCGGGCUGCCCCUUCCCCGGCAGGGAGGAUGGGUUCUCCAGUACAGGAGUUCUUGGGGGGCCGUUGACUAGAGCAGAGGGCCCCUGAUUUGCCAGAGAGGAGACAAGGGACAGCUCUGGAACAUCUGAUAGAUGUUAAUAAAUAAAUCAAACUUGGACACAGUG
Messenger RNA from Artibeus jamaicensis (Jamaican fruit-eating bat), 2151 nucleotides. It is a transcript of the gene GFOD2, whose product is annotated as glucose-fructose oxidoreductase domain containing 2. Gene Ontology annotation, biological process: extracellular matrix organization. The coding region runs from base 306 to 1463 and encodes 385 amino acids. Gene Ontology annotation, cellular component: extracellular matrix. Gene Ontology annotation, molecular function: nucleotide binding. NCBI's taxonomy places the organism in Eukaryota, Metazoa, Chordata, Mammalia, Chiroptera, Phyllostomidae. The transcript has 3 exons. The record is from RefSeq and is a predicted model, not a curated record.